CGUUGUUCAUAUAAUGUAUUACAGUGAGAACACCAGUAAUCAAAUCAUAUGGAUAGAACUCACAGGAUCUAAAGAUAUUCAAAUGAAUUUGAGCUGCAGCUCGUGGAUCUAUUCAGCUACAAUGAAUACAUCAUACAAACCGCAACCAUCACAAACAGGCACACCUGUGACACCGUCGUCAACAUACUCAAUGAACAUCACUGAGACAUUAACAGCUAAUUAUAACACUAUCUUCACGACAGCGUUCGCAAAUACAACAGCUACCGUUAUUAAGUCAUCACAGACGCCUACAUCAUCAGUGCCUACCUCUGUGGAAAAUACAACACCUACAGAAGUGACUACAAAUGACUCUGAGACCUAUUCUUCUGGUCAAAGUUCCAGCCGUGAAAAUGACCAACAGACCAUAGUAAUAUCCGUGGUCGUUGUGGCAGUGGCUUUGUUUGUUUCAGCUGUUGUGGCUGCUGUUGCUAUUGUUUAUAGAAAAAGAAGAAGAAAUGCCCUCAAGUCUAGAGAUAAUGUUACUUCUAAAAGAAAUAGCAAUGUUUAUAGUGAUACUGAUGAUGGUGCUGUAAAUAACUGUUAUUCCAAAGACGAUGUAAUUCAAUCACCUAAUAGAGAUCAAAUCAAGACAAAUGUACAGGUUGUGGUCAUAGCCAAUGAUCUGCCAGCAAGUAAACUAGACAACACUCCUCAGAAAAGCAACCGUCCACCUAUAAAUCCCAGAAAAUCUCGAGCGGCAUUCAGCAAUAAAGAAGCUGAAAACGAGGGAUCGGGGGACAUUUCUAGUGAGUUGGGUGAACACCCUGUAUUCCAAACAAACUCAAAUGAUAUAGAUACUAAAGUUAAUGCUAAACAUGUUACAACUCCUGAAAGCAGUUCGAAAUGUGUUCCUGAAGAAGAGAUGAAAGAUAAUUUUUAUAGCAUGGACUUUAUAGCAUGGAUAAUUUCCUUUAUAGCAUGGAUGAUACGGAAUUUCAAGAUACUCAAAUCUGAAGAAGAGAUUAAUUUCCAUAGAUUACUUUCAAAUUCUCAAAUCUGUGUUCCUGAAGAAGAGAUGAAAGACAAUUUCCUUUAUAGCAUGGACGAUACGGAAUUCCAAGAUUCUCAAAUCUGUGUUCCUGAAGAAGAGAUGAAAGAUAAUUUCCUUUAUAGCAUGGACGAUACGGAAUUCCAAGAUUCUCAAAAAUGUGUUCCUGAAGAAGAGAUGAAAGAUAAUUUCCUUUAUAGCAUGGAUGAUACGGAAUUUCAAGAUUCUCAAAUCUGUGUUCCUGAAGAAGAGAUGAAAGAUAAUUUCCUUUAUAGCAUGGAUGAUACGAAAUUCUAA
Messenger RNA from Gigantopelta aegis, 1324 nucleotides. RefSeq lists its product as uncharacterized. Gene Ontology annotation, cellular component: dystrophin-associated glycoprotein complex. Lineage: Eukaryota; Metazoa; Mollusca; Gastropoda; Neomphalida; Peltospiridae. The coding region runs from base 14 to 1324 and encodes 436 amino acids. The transcript is spliced from 4 exons. The record is from RefSeq and is a predicted model, not a curated record.